CGCGGGCCACUCGGGAGCGCGGGAGUGAGGAACGGAGUUCAGCCCGCCUGGCCCCCCAGAUUCAGCCUCUGGUCUCGGCCUCCUGGGUGGUGCGAGUUGACGUCCAGUGGUGGGGCCUGCAAGAUGGAGGAAGGCGGGAACUUGGGAAGCCUGACUAAGGUGGUCCAUCUACUGGUCUUGUCCGGGGCCUGGGGCAUGCAAAUGUGGGUGACCUUUGCCUCAGGCUUCGUGCUUUUCCGAGGCGUUCCCAGACAUACCUUCGGCCUCGUGCAGAGCAAACUCUUUCCUUUCUACUUUCACAUCUCCAUGGCCUGUGCCUUCGUCAACCUCUGCAUCUUGGCACCACAGCGCGCCUGGGCUCAGCUCACAUUCUGGGAGGCCAGCCAGCUCUGCCUGCUGCUCCUGAGCCUCACGCUGGCCACCAUCAACGCCCGCUGGCUGGAGCCCCGCACCACGGCUGCCAUGUGGGCCCUGCAGACCGUGGAGAAGGAGCGGGGCCUGGGCGGGGAGGUGCCGGGCAGCCGCCAGGGCCCCGACCCCUACCGCCAGCUGCGGGGGCAGGACCCCAAGUACGCCGCCCUCCGCCAGAUCUUCUUCCAGUACCACGGUCUGUCCAGUGUUUGCAAUCUCGGCUGCCUCGUGAGCAACGGGCUCUGCCUCGCGGGCCUGGCCCUGGGCCUCAGGAGCCUGUAGCAGCCCCUGCCUCUCUGUCCCGGCCAGGGCCCCAGAUGUCAAUAAAUGCUUCUUUGGAAA
Messenger RNA from Diceros bicornis minor, 753 nucleotides. It is a transcript of the gene TMEM205, whose product is annotated as transmembrane protein 205. The transcript has 4 exons. Bases 124 to 693 code for a protein of 189 amino acids. The record is from RefSeq and is a predicted model, not a curated record. NCBI's taxonomy places the organism in Eukaryota, Metazoa, Chordata, Mammalia, Perissodactyla, Rhinocerotidae.